UGCAAUGAGCCGCGCGGGUACAUUUACUAGUAGAGAGAAAAUACAAAGCCAGAAGAAGUAACCCAAGAACAGGAAAGCAAAUUGCUUUGGAAAAAAAUUGAAAUCCAUUCUUGAAAGUUGAAAAUUACCAAUCCAUUUCCAUGGCCACCGCCGGCAAAAAGAGAGGAAGGAAAAAGAAGAAGAAGAAUAUAAUGAUGACCAAAAAGAUGAACAAACUAACCAAGAAAUUCAAAGCCACCCUUCAACUCCGCCACCAACACUGCACCAAACUCAUUCCUCAGCUCAUCUCCGCCAUCUCCUCCGCCCACUCUUUCCUCCUCCGCCAUGACCUCAGCCUCCUCCCCCACCAAUCCCUUUCCCUCGAAUCCCUCAUCUCCUCCACCUCUACCUCCAUUUCGACCAUCUUCUCACUCCUCAACCUCCCCCCUCCUCCCCCACCACCCUCACGCGCCACCCUAGCUUCUCCACCAACCGACCCAACUUCGCCACGCGCCGCCGAGUGCUGGUUCCAGCGAUUUCUGGCGGCUGAUUCGGACACCCUUUGGGCCGAAAAUUUCAAUAUCACGAAGCCCUCUUUCACUCUCCUGCUCCGCCUUCUCACGCCUUCUCUUUCCUCACUCUCUGUUCCUCCCAAUUACGCCCUUGCUGCUGCCCUCUUUCGCCUCGCUCACGGUGCUUCCUUUUCUGCUAUUUCACGUCGAUUUGGUAUUGAUUCCCCUACCGCGUGUCGGGUUUUUUACACUGUGUGCAGAGCUAUCAAUGAGAAUCUUGGGCACUUGUUUGAGCUAAAGAACGAUAUCAAUAGGGUCAUUGUGGGGUUUGGUUGGAUUUCUUUGCCUAAUUGUUGUGGUGUUUUGGGGUGUGAAAAGUUUGAAUUGGAUGGUGAUUUUAUGGAUAAAAAUGGGUUCUUGAUUGUUCAAGCUUUGGUAGAUUCUGAAGGUAGAUUC
This is a messenger RNA of Nicotiana tabacum (common tobacco), 947 nucleotides long. Lineage: Eukaryota; Viridiplantae; Streptophyta; Magnoliopsida; Solanales; Solanaceae. The record is from RefSeq and is a predicted model, not a curated record.